Messenger RNA from Halichondria panicea, 2200 nucleotides. RefSeq names its product ER degradation-enhancing alpha-mannosidase-like protein 3. Bases 134 to 1744 code for a protein of 536 amino acids. Gene Ontology annotation, molecular function: calcium ion binding; mannosyl-oligosaccharide 1,2-alpha-mannosidase activity. Gene Ontology annotation, cellular component: endoplasmic reticulum; membrane. Gene Ontology annotation, biological process: mannose trimming involved in glycoprotein ERAD pathway; endoplasmic reticulum mannose trimming; carbohydrate metabolic process. Lineage: Eukaryota; Metazoa; Porifera; Demospongiae; Suberitida; Halichondriidae. The record is from RefSeq and is a predicted model, not a curated record. The transcript is spliced from 13 exons.
AUGGACGACAUCCCCCCCACAAAGGGGGAGCUGUACGCUGGCCUCGUCCUCAGCACGCAUCCUCACGCUAAUUUCAUUCACAGUGCAGCACAUAGAGCUAGUCUAAAGUAGAACCAUUGUACAGAUAGUGACAAUGGUAUUGUACGUGUGGGGGGUGGUGAUUGUGUGCUCCCUACUACUCACUCAUCACAAUGGCGCACUAUCAAUGGGCCCCACUGAAAAGAAACACUACAAGGACAAGGUUCUGGAGAUGUUCAAUCAUGCCUACCGUUCAUACAUGGACUUUGCAUAUCUUGCUGAUGAGUUGAUGCCACUGACGUGUAAGGGGCGUGUCCGGGGGGUGGAGCAAGGACGAGGGGACAUUGACUUUACCCUGGGCAGGUUCUCCCUCACCCUCAUAGACACACUGGACACUCUGGCUGUAAUUGGUUCGGUUGAUGAGUUUUCCUCGGCUGUACAAAAAGUCAUGACAGACAUUAGCUUCGACAGUGACUUGGUGGUCUCUGUGUUUGAGACCAACAUACGUGUGCUAGGUGGUUUACUGGGAGGUCACUUUGCUGCCCUGGCUCUCAAAGAGAAGGGCUACCAUCAGUUGGCUUGGUAUGAUGCAGGGCUGCUCAGAAUGGCAGUGGAAGUGGGGAACAGAUUACUGCCUGCUUUCAACACCACCACAGGUCUCCCCUAUCCAAAGAUCAACCUUCGCCACGGUAUGGGCUACCCGAACAUGGAGAAGACAACGUGCACGGCAUGUGCUGGGUCCAUGAUUCUUGAGUUUGCUGCCCUCAGUAGACUAACAGGUGAUCCUCAGUUUGAGGUGAAAGCCCACCAAGCAAUGGAGGCAAUCUGGCGUAGUAGACGCCGAGGGCACAAUCUGGUUGGCUCAGUCAUCAACGUACACAGUGCUGAGUGGACGAGAGUGGAUAGCGGUGUGGGGGCGGGGAUUGACUCAUACUACGAGUACUGUCUCAAGUCUUACAUCCUGUUGGGGGACAGGAAGUAUCUGCAGAGGUUUGGGAAGCAUUAUGAUGCCAUCAAGAGAUACAUCACGAAUGGGCCCAUGCUAGUGGAGGUGAGCAUGAAUUCACCUCAUCGAAUGACUAGAUCUUUCAUGGACUCACUUCUGGCGUUCUGGCCUGGUCUACAGGUUCUGUGGGGUGACGUAGACACAGCUAUACACAUUCACGACAUGCUUUAUCAUGUGAUGGAGAGACACAACUUCCUACCCGAGGCAUUCACUCAUGACUUCAGGGUCCACUGGGGAAACCACCCUCUCAGGCCUGAGUUCAUUGAGAGCACUUACUUCCUCUACAAGGUGACUGGAGAUCCAUACUACCUGGACGUGGGUCGAUCAGUGGUGAACAACUUGAACAAGUACGCCAGAGUGAGGUGUGGCUUUGCUGCCAUCAAGGACCUCAGGACCAACGCUCACGAGGACAGAAUGGACUCCUUUGUACUGGCUGAGACGUUCAAGUAUCUGUUCUUGUUGUUUGCUGUUGAGGGGGACAGUCCCCUGAACAUGGAUGACUUUGUGUUCACGACUGAGGCCCACCUCUUCCCCCUCUCCCUCGCUAGCGCUAACACCACCCUCAAUAGAGUCGUCCAAGAGGCAUUACUGGUGAAGAACACAGACCUGGUGAAUAUGAGCACUGUCACUGUCACCACUAGCGGACCAGACUCUUCUGGGAAGGCAGCAAAGAACAAACCAGUCGCUGAAGCUUCACUAAAGGCGUCUCCUGUUCACUGACGAGAGUGUCCUCCCUCACGAGGUGGGUAAAGGAGAGGCUGCUGUCAAAUGGUAUAAGAGACAAAGCAAGGGCAAACUCCACCCACUCAAUCAGCGGUGGAUUAUAACGAGCAGGGGCCCACUCAUGAUGUGUGUAGUUCAUGGUUCAUCGAGCCAGUACAGUGGAUGGAAAGCUCUCUACUGGGCAAAGUGGAGGGGAAGAUUGUGUCUCAAGUGCUCGGCUCGUCUGGGGUCAUUCAACUGUGGUCAGGUGAUCAGUGCUCGUGUGGGCAGCGGGUCACGCCCUCCUUCCAGAUACACAAGGCACGAAUAGACGAAACCAGAACACUCACUAGGAGAAAAGUGGACAACAAAACUGUAUAGCUAGCAAAUUACUGAAUUAUUGUCCAAAUUCAACAUUAAUUUUUUCGAUCAUUUGAAGGUUUAUUGAUUGAACAAUAAAUGAUGUCAUACUAA